UAUCGUAGUGGGCGUUGAUAUCGAAAUUCGAUAUUAACAUUUCGAUGUUACAAUCACCCACAAAGACCCUUUAUUAGUUAUCAGUCUUCAGGUUAUCUUCCGAGUUCACAGCUACAAAGCUUCAUUCGCAAACAACACACCAAAAUAAGACGAACCACAGUGCAGAAACGUACGAAAUGAAGAAUUUACUCGUGUUCAUAGGUGUUUUAAUUGUGUGCGUCAAUGCCCAAUUCGACUAUGGAACCAUUGAAGACUCCCCGGCAGAUAAAAUCAAGGAUCAUCCUGACAAAUGUUACGUGGAGAAUAUUGGAUUGAUUGACAAAGGAUCGGAAGUUAAAGUUAGUGGAAAAUGCGAAAGUAUACAGUGCUUGGACGGUGGGAAAUACCGUGUGAAAAAAUGCAACCUAGUGAUAGUUGAAUGGCCAUGUUAUUCUGUUUAUCCAGACAAACCUUUUCCCGACUGCUGCAAUUUCACAGUGGAAUGCAUUGAACUGCCUAAGCGGCCUACGCCUACUCCUCCUAGAAGAAACUAGUGCAUAUUCCACUUUUUUCAAACUAUUUUCAUCUGGUUCUUGUUUAUGAAAAGCUUGUUCUAUUCUAUUAAGCCAACGGUGUGUCAUAGUCUUUUGAAUCAUUAGUCAGAGCAAGGAUUGUUUCAAAUAGAGAACCCUUUUCUUGAAAAUUAAUAAUCAACAUUAGUGCACCGAUUCAAUAUAGCUUUUCACUUUUUACACAAUUUUUUGAGUCAAAAUCUUCCUUUAGGUGGGCGUCGACUACAGAUUGAAAGUCAAAAACACUCACAUUGACGUUCAAAUCUUGCCUUUUAGCUCUUUGUCCCUCGAUGGCUAAAGUUGGGAACGACUUCCGGGAGAUCCCUUAGCAGCCCAGCCCUAAAAAGGGACAAGACUGUGCUCUAAGACCUUUCCAUCGCUCCUUUUCUUCGGGCUUCUCAGCCCACCUCGUACAGAACCCAUAAAAUAAAGUUUUCUGUGGAAGAAAUAAAAAACUCGAUAAUAUUCAUGAAAAUUUCUCAUUAAUUGUGCGCUUAAAGAGUCUGAUAUAGGCUACGAAACAUUCAGGAGCAAUUUGUACAAAGAAUUUUUCAAUAAAAAAUUAUAUUUCGCCUUAUGCAAGGCAAAUUUCGCUUAAAUAAAAUGUUAUUCGAUUUUUCUGAUCCGAUUCUUCAUACCUAACAAUAAUAAACAUCGUGCUAUGAGACUUUUAUAAGAUUAUCAUGACUUUCCUUCUUAUCCUUUUAAAAUAAAUAUUGGAACCUAUCAAA
Messenger RNA from Coccinella septempunctata (seven-spotted ladybird), 1282 nucleotides. RefSeq lists its product as uncharacterized. The record is from RefSeq and is a predicted model, not a curated record. The coding region runs from base 177 to 533 and encodes 118 amino acids. Lineage: Eukaryota; Metazoa; Arthropoda; Insecta; Coleoptera; Coccinellidae. The transcript has 3 exons.